GCUGCGACAGGACGGCAGAUAUUUCGGUCCUCAAGGUCUCUCUAGGAUAGCUGUAUGUUACUAUUUAUGAGGGAGUUAAAUACUAAGUUGUCAUACGAUUCUCAUUUAAUCAACAAUGAUGAUAAGUUUUGUGACCGUCAUGCAAAGACCCACUUCAAAUGGCCCUUAAUUCGUCAUAAAUCUGAAGAUAUUAGUACUUCAGGUUCUUUCAUUCAACCUGGGUACAAAUUCAGUUAUGAAACGGACUGUGAUGUUAAACAAAUCGAAUUUACAAAGCCAUCAGAUUUAAUCGCUCUCAAUGGUCUAGAUGGUCAGACACAAACAUUCAAUUUUAGCACAGCUUUUAAUUUUUCCCAAACCAAGUCUGUCGAUCAGGAUGCUAGUAAUAACUACAAAACAAUUUUUACCUACUCCGAUCCUGUUACAAAUGUUAUAGAUUGUCAAUUAGAUAUUUUUGAUUUUAUGGAUACUGGAUAUUCCAAAAAUGUAAACAGUCGAUUACAUUAUUCAUUCCUUGUCCUAUCAGCUUUAUUAUUGAUUAUAUUCUUUCCAUUCUUGUGUUGGUUUUAUGUGAAGCGUCUUGCGAAAAGUGAACGAAUCAUUGUAUUUCGACUCGGAAAACGAAUGAAAUCUAAAGGACCUGGUUGGGUAUUUCUGUUGCCUAUAUGUGAUCGUUACCACUUAAUUACUCUCGAUGAUCAACUAGUAAAAAUUAAACCUGUAUCUGGUGGUACAAAAGAUGAAGCUGUUGUAGAAGUGACAUGUUCAAUAAUAUUUUAUUUAUUAGAAUCAGAUUAUGCAUUUAGUAUAACUAAUAAAAGCCCAUUGGAUAUUGUUACUACACAAACUCAAUUAUGUUUAUUAUCAGCAUUAACUCAUUUAGAAUGGUAUUAUUUAGAACAAGGUAAUGCAAAAAUUGACUUGGCUAAUGAAACAAAAGGCACAUUAAAUUCUCGUUGUGGUCCAUACGGCAUUCAUGUGAAAGAAGUUACUAUUGAUGGUUUAGUUCUACUCCGUCCGCCACCAUCGCAUAAUUCCAAGUCAAAUAUUGAACUGGUUACUAAACACUUGCAUCAAUUAUCAUGUGUAUUGCUGAAUAGUCGAGGUGAUAAACCGCUAAUAAAACCACCCACUAGUCAAUCGAAUGUAGAACAACAAAUAAUCAAUUUGUCUAAUGGUUCCGAACAAACUAAUUCAACAUCAAUGUCAUGUGAUACCACCGACAUAAUAUCAGACCCAGAAAUAACAACUACCACAAUAACUAAUGAAUCUAGUUCUGUUGAAACUACACCACUAAUAAAUAAAGUACAAAAACAGUAUAGUUUUAAGUCUUUAAAUACUCUGUCACAAUUACGCAUUUCACAUAAUUAUCCUGCUUUAUCGAAAGCAAUAACACGUGCUCAAGGUCUACUUAAUAGUAAUAUAGCUUGUCAAGCUCUUGAUUGUGCAUCAUUACAAUUAGUUAUAUCAAUGGAGAACAAAUUUGUCAAAGAUCAUUUACCAUUAUUGAAUUCAGUGGAAAAUCGAAAUUUUAUUCUACUUUAUUUGGAUGCUGGUACUGGUAUGUUUCUGUUUUCAUAAUAUUUUCAUUUCUUUUUCUUAUGCAAGUGAUUUUGGUCACGAUUUUCAAGCGUUACAACUAUGUAUCUUGAGUUAAUAUUGUUCAUCUAAACAUAAAAUGUGUGACUUGGGUAAAAAUGUAGUUAGAAAGAGUUUUGUGUUUAAACUUAAAGCAUGUAGUCGGAUCAUACAGUUGUAAUUGUAUGUUAACAGGAUAGGAUCCUAGUAUUUCGUGCUCUUACCAAACUCAAAACGAGAUAUGCUAACUCCUCUAUUUUCAACGUAUCAGGGGUAUUUAGCGAAUCGGGAAAAUAGUAGAGGAGUCUUACUUAAAUUCUGUGUGAACUCUAGUGUUUCCACUAAAGUAUUUUAGUUGUUCAGGUUAUUCGUUUGUACCAUGUUCCCUCAAUUUUCCUCCCAUAAUCGAAUGAGGUGUAUUAGACAGAAAUAUAAACCUAAUAAUGUGAUUAAACUAACCAGUUAAAAAAAGUGCUUUUCUAUUUUGAAUCAGAAAAUAACAGCUCAAACCAUUUUUUAAACUGAACAUUGAUUCAUAUUUAUUUUCUAAAAUGAAAUUACUUUCAACUUAUCGGUAUUGAUGUAACUCAUUUGUCAAGUACUGAUUCGUGUACUCUUGGGAUUUUGAGCAGUGGAUGGUUAGCGAUACAACCGCUCUACCCAAACCGAAGUAGACGGAGCUGGACUCAAAUCCGUGAACUAUUGGUUGAAGGUUGAACCUCCUGACCGUUAAGCUACCAAUUCUAUUCCUGGAACUGUCGGUUCAGGUUGUCUACCAGUUGAUAAACAACCAGCAAAUGUUACACUUUUCAUACAUAUUGACGAUUUAACCGAUGUGGUAGAAGGUCGUUUAGAUGUAAUAAACGCAAUAAAAUCUGACAAAGCUUUCAUGACCGGUUCAUUAUCAGUGUUAUCAAAAAUGCGUCAUUUACUUUAUCUGCCUCCAGUUUGAGAAUAUGAUAAGCAUUAGUUACUAUUAGGUCAAAUGAUUGUGCAUUUCUUUUUCGAUCAACAUUUACCCUGACCAAAUAUUUUUCUCUUAGUUGUUUUAAAUUAGUCAACUUUGUUUUUUUCCCUUUUAAAAAAAAAAUUCGAAUCAUGUGUUUGUUAUUUAUUGUCUUAGUUCGAACCCAACAUUAUUUUACUUCAUAUUGAUUCAUAUUCAUUUGUUCUUUAUUGUCCUUAUUUCAUGUCAAAAAAAAAGCAAAACAUUGUACUUUUUCUUAGGUCUCAUACCUAAAUGGAAUGCAUUAUGCUAUUGGGUGUUUUAUUUCGUUUCAGUAGUCAAAACGCAUUUCAAUCAUGAACAUUUCCAUAAUUUAUUAAUUGCUUAUUCUAGUUCGGCAAUUUUUAUGCGAAUAAUAUACAUAUAUAUGUAUUUUAAUAUGAUUUUACAUAUAAGCUGAUCUCUCGUUAUUAUAGUUAUCUUUGUUGGCAUUAUUGAAUUUCAUUACAAUAAUAAUUGGAAUUGAAUCACGAAUAAACUUAUAUGAUUAAUUAACAA
Messenger RNA from Schistosoma intercalatum, 3082 nucleotides. NCBI's taxonomy places the organism in Eukaryota, Metazoa, Platyhelminthes, Trematoda, Strigeidida, Schistosomatidae. The record is from the annotation of a GenBank genome assembly.